Arxiozyma heterogenica is the source of this 807-nucleotide messenger RNA. RefSeq lists its product as uncharacterized. The record is from RefSeq and is a predicted model, not a curated record. NCBI's taxonomy places the organism in Eukaryota, Fungi, Ascomycota, Saccharomycetes, Saccharomycetales, Saccharomycetaceae. Gene Ontology annotation, cellular component: cytosol. Gene Ontology annotation, molecular function: hydroxypyruvate reductase [NAD(P)H] activity; glyoxylate reductase (NADPH) activity; NAD binding. The transcript has a single exon. The coding region runs from base 1 to 807 and encodes 268 amino acids.
AUGACAUCUUUUUGGGAAUAUCUGAUAAAACUUGUAGAAUAUGGUAAAAUAUCAAACUGUAGAGAUUAUUUAGGUACUGAAUUAACUGAUGUAUGUAAUUUAGAAUUCAUUUGCAAAAAUGGUUCCAAGGAAACAAGAAACAUUUACAAAUUCCUUCAAAAACUUAAAAUACAAGAGGCAGCACAUCAUAAUAAAGAGCAAAAGGUUGUUAAUGUUGUUCAAAACUUUAAAGUUGGUAGAAAACAUAUCAUUUCACCUAUGAAGAAAACUGUCUUAAUCUCAGGGUUUGGUUCAAUUGGCGGUACUAUUAGAUAUAGAUUAAAUAGAGUAUUUGACAUGAAAGUUCAAUAUCAUAAAAGGUCAGGUCUAAUCCCAAUAGAAAAAUUAAGGUAUGACGCUAAAUAUUUACCAAAUUUAGAAGAUCCUCACACAUGGAAUCAGGCGGAUUUAAUUGUGUUAGCUCUGCCAGGUAGUGACUCAACUAACAAUAUGAUUAAUGAUCAUACUUUAUCUAUGUGUAAGGAUGGUGUAAGACUUGUCAAUAUUGGCCGCGGCAAUUCUAUUGAUGAAGAUGCAUUGUUAAAAGCACUUGAUAGUGGAAAAGUGGCAGGUUGUGGUUUAGAUGUAUUCAAAUAUGAAGCAAUGGAUACUAUAAAGAAAGAACUAUUACAAAGAUGGGAUGUCACGGCGUUACCACAUAUGGGAAGUGCCGUUACUGAGAUGAUGUCAUUACAAACUUUAGUCACUCUUCAAAAUGUUGAGGACAUUUUUGUUAAGAAUAGUAAGGGUGUAUACCCUGCUGGGUAA